AUGUCAAGACUAGAAAUAUAUUCUCCAGAGGGAUUAAGAUUGGAUGGACGUCGAUGGAACGAGUUGCGUAAGUUCGAUGCUUCAAUAAAUACGCACGCACAUUUAUCCGAUGGUUCAUCGUAUCUCGAACAAGGUAAUAAUAAGAUCUUUACGCUAGUGAAGGGUCCACGUGAGCCAAGCCAGCGUAGUCAGUUAGACCAGUCAAAGGCUACAUUGAAUGUUACGGUGAAUAUCACUAGAUUUUCCAAAUUUGAAAGAAGUAAAGCAUCGCAUAAGAAUGAAAGACGUACGUUAGAGAUACAAACGUCCCUUGUCAGGACAUUUGAGAAGAAUUUGAUGUUACAGAACUAUCCAAGAACGGUCAUUGAUAUUGAGAUUCAUGUGCUGCAGCAGGACGGUGGACUCGUGGGCUCCUUGAUCAAUGGGAUCACACUCGCAUGUAUCGAUGCCGGUAUUGCCAUGUACGAUUACAUCAGCGGUGUCUCCGUAGGAUUAUAUGACACAGUCCCACUUCUGGACAUCAACUCCCUCGAAGAGAAUGCCAUGUCCUGUGCCACGUUGGGUGUCGUCGGUAAGACAGAAAAACUGUCUCUGCUACUGGUAGAAGACAAGAUUCCUUUAGAUAGAUUAGAAAAUGUGCUGGCUAUCGGUAUCGCCGGUGCACAUAGAAUAAGAGACCUGAUGGAUCAAGAACUGAGAAGACACGCCCAGAAGAGAAUCGCCAAUUCAUCCAAGAAAUGA
Molecule: messenger RNA, 741 nt
Organism: Kazachstania africana CBS 2517
Lineage: Eukaryota; Fungi; Ascomycota; Saccharomycetes; Saccharomycetales; Saccharomycetaceae
Gene: SKI6
Product: exosome non-catalytic core subunit SKI6
Exons: 1
Coding region: 1-741 (246 amino acids)
Biological process (GO): poly(A)-dependent snoRNA 3'-end processing; U4 snRNA 3'-end processing; nuclear mRNA surveillance
Cellular component (GO): nucleolus; nuclear exosome (RNase complex); cytoplasmic exosome (RNase complex)
Source: RefSeq, a predicted model, not a curated record